This is a messenger RNA of Ochotona curzoniae (black-lipped pika), 5960 nucleotides long. RefSeq names its product collagen type V alpha 1 chain (gene COL5A1). Bases 1 to 5541 code for a protein of 1846 amino acids. NCBI's taxonomy places the organism in Eukaryota, Metazoa, Chordata, Mammalia, Lagomorpha, Ochotonidae. Gene Ontology annotation, molecular function: extracellular matrix structural constituent. The record is from RefSeq and is a predicted model, not a curated record. The transcript is spliced from 66 exons.
AUGGACGUCCACACCCGCUGGAAAGCGCGCAGCCGGCUCCGCCCGGGCGCGCCACUGCUGCUGCCGCCCCCUCCGUCGCUGCUGCUGCUGCUGCUGCUGCUGCUGUGGGCGCCGCCUCCGAGCUGCGCAGCUCAGCCCGCCGAUCUCCUGAAGGUUCUGGAUUUCCACAACCUGCCUGAUGGGGUCACGAAGACCACGGGUUUCUGUGCCACGCGCCGCUCUUCCGCUGGUCCUGACGUGGCCUACCGCGUCACCAAGGACGCCCAACUCAGUGCGCCCACCAAGCAGCUGUACCCCGCGUCUGCCUUCCCUGAGGACUUCUCCAUCCUGACCACGGUGAAGGCCAAGAAGGGCAGCCAGGCCUUCCUGGUGUCCGUCUACAACGAGCAGGGCAUCCAGCAGCUGGGCCUGGAGCUGGGCCGCUCGCCCGUCUUCCUGUACGAGGACCACACCGGGAAGCCGGGGCCGGAGGACUACCCGUUGUUCCGCGGCAUUAACCUGUCGGACGGCAAGUGGCACAGGAUCGCGCUCAGCGUGCACAACAAGAACGUCACCUUGAUCCUGGACUGUAAGAGGAAGAUCACGAGGCCCCUGGACCGCAGUGACCACGCCAUAGUGGACGUCAACGGCAUCAUCGUGUUUGGGACUCGGAUCCUGGACGAGGAAGUGUUUGAGGGGGACAUCCAGCAGCUGCUCUUCGUCGCGGACCACAGGGCAGCCUACGAUUACUGUGAACACUACAGCCCUGACUGCGACACGGCCGUCCCCGACACUCCCCAGUCGCAGGACCCCAACCCGGAUGAAUAUUACCCAGAAGGAGACGGCGAGAGUGAGCCCUACUACUACGAGUACCCCUACUAUGAGGACCCCGACGACCCCGGCAAGGACCCCGCCCCCACCAAGAAGCCGGUGGAGGCCACGGGAGAGACGACAGAGGUCCCCGAGGAGCUGACCCAGCCGCCCACCACGGAGGCCGCUCCAGUGCCCGAGGCUGCCGAGGGCGCCGGGCGGGAGGAGGCCCCGGGCGUCGGGGACUACGACUACGUGCCCGUGGACGACUAUUACACGCCCGCCCCGUACGACGACCUCAGCUACGCAGAGGUCCCCGAGAGCCCGGAGCAGCACCCUGACCGCCGCCCCGAGGCCGAGGCGCCCACCGGCACCCCCGACGCCACCAACUCCUCCAAUCCCGCCCCCGCGGCAGGGAAGGAGGACCCAGAGGGGGAGUUCACAGAGGAGACCAUCAGGAACCUGGACGAGAACUACUACGACCCGUACUAUGACCCCGACUCCACGGCGUCCCCGUCGGAGAUCGGGCCAGGCAUGCCAGCCAACCAGGACACCAUCUUCGAAGGGAUCGGAGGCCCACGGGGUGAGAAGGGGCAGAAAGGGGAGCCAGCCAUCAUUGAGCCGGGCAUGCUCAUCGAGGGCCCCCCUGGCCCUGAAGGCCCCGCCGGUCUCCCAGGACCUCCUGGAACCAUGGGUCCUACUGGCCAAGUGGGGGACCCCGGAGAAAGAGGUCCCCCGGGACGCCCGGGCCUGCCUGGGGCCGACGGCCUGCCAGGGCCCCCGGGCACCAUGCUCAUGCUGCCCUUCCGCUUCGGAGGGGGCGGUGAUGCAGGCUCCAAGGGUCCCAUGGUGUCCGCUCAGGAGUCACAGGCCCAGGCCAUCCUUCAGCAGGCCAGGUUGGCGCUGAGGGGACCUGCUGGCCCGAUGGGUCUCACCGGGAGGCCCGGCCCCAUGGGUCCUCCUGGGAGCGGAGGUCUGAAGGGUGAGCCGGGAGACAUAGGGCCUCAGGGUCCUCGAGGCGUGCAGGGUCCCCCCGGCCCCACAGGGAAGCCUGGGAGACGGGGUCGUGCUGGCAGUGACGGUGCCCGAGGCAUGCCCGGCCAGACAGGCCCCAAGGGUGACCGCGGCUUCGACGGGCUGGCAGGGCUGCCAGGGGAGAAGGGCCACAGGGGCGACCCGGGUCCUUCCGGCCCUCCAGGACCCCCAGGAGAGGACGGAGAGAGGGGCGAUGAUGGAGAAGUCGGACCCAGGGGGCUGCCUGGGGAACCGGGCCCCCGCGGUCUGCUUGGGCCCAAGGGACCCCCCGGCCCUCCUGGACCUCCGGGUGUGACGGGCAUGGACGGCCAGCCAGGGCCAAAAGGAAAUGUGGGUCCUCAAGGAGAACCAGGACCCCCAGGACAGCAGGGUAAUCCCGGGGCUCAGGGUCUCCCAGGCCCCCAGGGCGCCAUCGGUCCUCCAGGAGAGAAGGGUCCACUGGGGAAGCCAGGCCUGCCAGGCAUGCCCGGUGCCGACGGACCCCCGGGCCACCCCGGCAAGGAAGGCCCCCCUGGAGAGAAAGGAGGCCAGGGCCCGCCUGGCCCCCAGGGCCCCAUCGGCUACCCAGGCCCUCGUGGAGUAAAGGGGGCAGACGGCAUCCGAGGCCUGAAGGGCAGCAAGGGCGAGAAGGGAGAAGAUGGCUUCCCGGGAUUCAAAGGCGACAUGGGCAUCAAGGGUGACCGGGGAGAGAUUGGCCCACCCGGUCCCAGAGGAGAAGAUGGGCCCGAGGGCCCGAAGGGUCGUGGUGGCCCCAACGGCGACCCUGGUCCUCUGGGGCCCACCGGGGAGAAGGGAAAGCUCGGCGUGCCAGGAUUACCAGGCUACCCGGGCCGGCAGGGGCCGAAGGGCUCCAUCGGAUUCCCCGGCUUCCCUGGUGCCAAUGGCGAGAAGGGCGGCAGGGGGACACCUGGAAAGCCUGGACCACGGGGACAGCGAGGCCCGACGGGUCCACGGGGUGAGAGAGGCCCACGGGGUAUCACUGGGAAGCCCGGCCCCAAGGGCACCUCUGGAGGCGACGGCCCAGCCGGCCCCCCAGGUGAACGGGGACCCAAUGGACCCCAAGGACCCACAGGCUUUCCCGGGCCCAAGGGCCCCCCGGGUCCCCCAGGCAAAGACGGGCUCCCAGGACACCCAGGACAGAGAGGCGAGACGGGUUUCCAAGGCAAGACUGGCCCUCCAGGUCCCCCAGGCGUGGUCGGCCCCCAGGGUCCCACAGGAGAGACGGGGCCCAUGGGCGAGCGUGGCCACCCCGGGCCCCCCGGGCCCCCCGGGGAGCAGGGCCUCCCAGGCCUCGCGGGCAAAGAGGGGAGCAAGGGAGACCCAGGCCCUGCCGGCCUCCCUGGGAAGGACGGCCCCCCAGGACUCCGUGGCUUCCCUGGGGACCGUGGGCUUCCCGGCCCGGUGGGAGCUGUUGGACUGAAAGGCAGCGAAGGCCCCCCUGGCCCCCCAGGCCCAGCGGGCUCUCCGGGCGAGCGGGGCCCCGCUGGUGCGGCUGGGCCCAUCGGCAUUCCAGGGAGGCCUGGGCCCCAGGGGCCUCCCGGGCCAGCUGGAGAGAAAGGGGCUCCUGGUGAGAAAGGCCCACAAGGGCCUGCUGGCCGAGAUGGCCUCCAGGGCCCCGUGGGGCUCCCUGGCCCUGCCGGACCUGUGGGCCCCCCUGGAGAAGAUGGUGAUAAGGGGGAGAUUGGGGAGCCUGGACAGAAAGGAAGCAAGGGGGACAAAGGCGAACAGGGACCUCCUGGACCAACAGGGCCUCAGGGCCCCAUCGGACAGCCGGGCCCGUCGGGAGCUGAUGGUGAGCCAGGGCCACGCGGCCAGCAGGGCCUCUUCGGGCAGAAAGGAGACGAGGGACCUCGAGGCUUCCCUGGGCCCCCCGGGCCCGUGGGGCUGCAGGGUCUGCCGGGACCUCCAGGCGAGAAGGGAGAAACGGGCGACGUGGGCCAAAUGGGCCCUCCUGGUCCCCCUGGCCCCCGUGGACCCUCCGGAGCGCCAGGUGCUGACGGGCCACAAGGACCACCCGGCGGGAUAGGGAACCCUGGCGCCGUGGGAGAGAAGGGGGAGCCUGGCGAAGCUGGCGAGCCCGGCCUCCCGGGAGAAGGGGGCCCCCCGGGCCCCAAGGGCGAGCGAGGGGAGAAGGGCGAGGCUGGCCCAUCGGGUGCUGCUGGACCCCCUGGCCCCAAAGGCCCACCCGGGGAUGACGGCCCCAAAGGCAGCCCGGGCCCCGUCGGAUUUCCUGGGGAUCCCGGCCCCCCCGGAGAACCUGGCCCCGCGGGUCAGGACGGCCCCCCUGGUGACAAAGGAGACGAUGGUGAACCUGGACAGACGGGAUCCCCUGGCCCUACUGGUGAGCCUGGACCGUCGGGGCCUCCCGGAAAAAGGGGUCCCCCCGGCCCCGCAGGCCCUGAAGGCAGACAGGGAGAGAAGGGUGCUAAGGGAGAAGCCGGCUUGGAAGGCCCUCCUGGGAAGACUGGCCCCAUCGGCCCCCAGGGCGCCCCUGGGAAGCCGGGGCCCGACGGCCUGCGCGGGAUCCCGGGCCCUGUGGGUGAACAAGGUCUCCCGGGGUCACCAGGCCCUGACGGUCCCCCGGGCCCCAUGGGCCCCCCCGGCCUCCCCGGCCUCAAAGGCGAUUCUGGCCCCAAAGGUGAAAAGGGUCAUCCCGGCCUGAUCGGGCUCAUCGGACCUCCGGGGGAGCAGGGAGAGAAGGGUGACCGUGGUCUGCCCGGCCCCCAGGGCUCAUCGGGUCCGAAAGGAGAGCAGGGCAUCACUGGUCCCUCAGGCCCCAUCGGGCCGCCCGGCCCCCCUGGCCUGCCGGGCCCUCCCGGUCCCAAAGGUGCUAAGGGUUCCUCGGGCCCGACUGGUCCGAAGGGCGAGGCAGGCCAGCCAGGACCCCCCGGCCUGCCCGGCCCACCGGGCGAGGUCAUCCAGCCCUUGCCGAUCCAGGCGUCACGGACGCGGCGCAACAUCGACGCCAGCCAGCUGCUGGACGACGGGGCCGGCGACAACUACGUGGACUACGCCGACGGCAUGGAGGAGAUCUUCGGCUCACUCAACUCGCUCAAGCUGGAGGUGGAGCAGAUGCGACGGCCCCUGGGCACGCAGCAGAGCCCCGCGCGUACCUGCAAGGAUCUGCAGCUCUGUCACCCCGACUUCCCCGACGGUGAAUACUGGGUGGACCCCAACCAAGGGUGCCCCAGGGACUCCUUCAAGGUGUUCUGCAACUUCACGGCCGGGGGCUCCACCUGCGUCUUCCCUGACAAGAAGUCCGAGGGGGUGAGGAUCACCUCUUGGCCCAAGGAGAACCCCGGCUCCUGGUUCAGCGAAUUCAGGCGCGGGAAGCUGCUCUCCUACGUGGACGCCGAGGGCACCCCUGUUGGCGUGGUGCAGAUGACCUUCCUACGGCUGCUGAGUGCCUCCGCCCACCAGAACGUCACCUACAACUGCUACCAGUCAGUGGCCUGGCAGGACGCCGCCACGGGCAGCUACGACAAGGCCAUCCGCUUCCUGGGCUCCAACGACGAGGAAAUGUCCUAUGACAACAACCCUUACAUCCGCGCCCUGGUGGAUGGCUGUGCGACCAGGAAAGGCUACCAGAAGACAGUGCUGGAGAUCGACACCCCCAAGGUGGAGCAGGUGCCCAUCGUGGACAUCAUGUUCAAUGACUUCGGCGAAGCCACGCAGAAGUUUGGGUUUGAGGUGGGGCCGGCGUGCUUCAUGGGCUAGGAGCGCCACCGGCCCCAGACAGCAACCUCGUGACCUCAACACGUGCCCGCCCUCGGGAGCCCGGCCCCUCACCGCGCCCAGAGAGCCGAAUCACAUGACCUAGCCACACCGCAGCCUCCCGGGACGCACCCCACGCCUACGCCACGCAGCUUGCCCCGUCUGACGCGUGGUGGUGGACUGGCGGCUGCUGGAGUCUUUGGAUCUCACUUCCUUUCUAACUUGAAGAUGCGGAUUGUCCCCAACCCGCCCCACCUGUCCCCGAGGCGGGGCCCUGUGAGGUCCGCGGUGCCACCAAAGCCCCCAACUUGGUCCUCGGCGAUGGGGGGCCGGGGCCGUCCCCCGGGUGCCUGUUCCGAUGGACCCACGGUGCUUGUGUUUCUGUGAGUUUUAAGUAAAUAUUUGUAUUGUGUUGUUGUCCG